AUGCAACGUGGUCUACCGAUGCAACCGACUGUCGUGUUACUCAAAGAGGGUACGGACGCCUCACAAGGGAAGCCGCAGUUACUCUCCAACAUAUCGGCAUGUCUCGCAAUCGCAGAGACUCUGUCCAGCACCCUUGGUCCAAGGGGUAUGGACAAGCUCAUUGUGAACGAAAGGGGCGAAGCUCAAAUCACGAACGAUGGUGCUACAAUUCUGAAAUUGUUGGAUAUAGUACAUCCUGCAGCGCGGACACUUGUCGACAUUGCCAGGGCUCAGGAUGCUGAGGUGGGAGAUGGGACUACUAGCGUGGUUCUUCUAGCUGCGCAAUUGUUGAAAGAAGUUAGGACCUUGAUCGAGGAAGGUGUCAGUCCUCAUAUCAUCAUGAAGGGUUUCAGGCAGGCAUCGCAGCUAGCGCUUAAACGUAUCAAAGAACUUCAAAUUACUGUUGAUAAAACGGAUCCAGAACGUUUCCGUUCUCUUCUUUUGAAAUGCGCGUCAACUUCGAUGUCUUCGAAACUCAUUCACUCAGAAAAGCCAUUUUUCUCAAAGAUGGUUGUUGAUGCCGUCGAAUGUUUGGAUCAAGAUGAUCUGGACGAAUCCCUCAUCGGUGUCAAGAAGGUUGCUGGGGGCGGUUUGCAGGACUCUCUGCUUGUCAAGGGAGUCGCGUUCAAAAAAACCUUUACCUAUGCUGGCGCUGAACAGCAACCAAAACAUUUUGUCGAUCCCCUUGUUUUAUGUUUGAACGUCGAGCUGGAGCUCAAGGCCGAAAAAGACAACGCAGAAGUGCGCGUGGAUGCUGUUUCGGAUUAUCAGGCCAUUGUAGAUGCCGAGUGGGAGAUUAUUUAUCGCAAGUUGGAAGCGAUUGAAAAGACAGGGGCCAAGGUGGUUCUCAGCAAGCUCCCCAUCGGCGAUUUGGCUACGCAAUGGUUUGCAGACAGGGAUAUUUUUUGCGCUGGACGAGUGGCCGCUGGAGAUUUACGACGUGUUGUUCAAGCUGUUGGGGGCGCAAUUCAAUCGACCUGUUCGGAUAUUGGUAGAGAGCACCUUGGAACUUGUGGACUCUUCGAGGAACGUCAGAUUGGAGGCGAGCGCUACAACAUCUUCGAAGGUUGUCCCAAGGCCAAAACAUGUACCCUGAUACUCCGCGGGGGUGCCGAACAAUUCAUUGAAGAGGUUGAGAGGAGUCUCCACGAUGCUCUAAUGGUUGUUAAGAGAGCCAUCCGUAACGGCGAAGUUGUCGCUGGUGGAGGAGCUAUUGAAAUGGAACUUUCAGCUCACAUCCGCAAGCAUGCCUUGAGUAUACCGGGCAAACUACAGCUCGUCAUUGCGGCCUUCGCAAAAGCUCUUGAAAUUAUUCCCAGACAAAUCUGCGACAACGCUGGUUUGGACUCCACUGAUAUUCUCAACAAGCUGCGGAUGAAACAUGCUAAUGGCGAAGUCUGGUACGGUGUUGACGUUGAUGGAACUUCUGGUGUUCGUAACAACAUGGAUGCAUUUGUUUGGGAGCCAAGCUUGGUGAAGAUAAAUGCUAUUACCAGUGCAAGUGAGGCAGCGUGUUUGAUUCUUAGUGUCGAUGAGACUGUCCGCAAUCCUCAAAGUGAACAGCAAAAUCCCGGACCCAAAGCUCCACCAGGAACUGCUCAGCGAGCACUCAGAGGCAGAGGACGGGGAAUGGGACGACGGUAG
Molecule: messenger RNA, 1683 nt
Organism: Psilocybe cubensis
Lineage: Eukaryota; Fungi; Basidiomycota; Agaricomycetes; Agaricales; Agrocybaceae
Exons: 6
Coding region: 1-1683 (560 amino acids)
Biological process (GO): protein folding
Cellular component (GO): chaperonin-containing T-complex
Molecular function (GO): ATP binding; ATP hydrolysis activity; ATP-dependent protein folding chaperone
Source: RefSeq, a predicted model, not a curated record